Acyrthosiphon pisum (pea aphid) is the source of this 356-nucleotide messenger RNA. RefSeq lists its product as uncharacterized. Bases 9 to 326 code for a protein of 105 amino acids. The transcript has a single exon. The record is from RefSeq and is a predicted model, not a curated record. Lineage: Eukaryota; Metazoa; Arthropoda; Insecta; Hemiptera; Aphididae.
UUUUAGGAAUGAAGGAAGAACAGGAAACAGGUUACCUUUUUGAAGUAGAUUUAAUUUAUCCAGAAGAACUUCAUGAAAAACACAAUGAUCUACCAUAUUGUCCAGAAAACACAUUUGAUGGUACAAAAUUACCAAAAUUAUUAACUACACUAUAUUAUGAUAAAAAGAAUUAUGUUACUCAUUAUUUAAAUUUACAGCAAGCUUUGAAGGCGGGUUUAAAAUUAGGAAAGAUUCAUAAAGUUGUUAGUUUUUCUCAGUCUGCUUGGAUGCGAGUAUAUAUUGAAAAAAAAUACAAAUUUAAGAAAGGACGCAAAAAAUAUUUUUGAGAAACUUUUUUAUAAAUUAAUGAAUAAUUC